Molecule: messenger RNA, 2322 nt
Organism: Nymphaea colorata (pocket water lily)
Lineage: Eukaryota; Viridiplantae; Streptophyta; Magnoliopsida; Nymphaeales; Nymphaeaceae
Product: GTP cyclohydrolase 1
Exons: 2
Coding region: 517-2016 (499 amino acids)
Biological process (GO): tetrahydrobiopterin biosynthetic process; tetrahydrofolate biosynthetic process
Cellular component (GO): cytoplasm
Molecular function (GO): zinc ion binding; GTP binding; GTP cyclohydrolase I activity
Source: RefSeq, a predicted model, not a curated record
AGGGACCGAAGUGUUCCGUGGCAGGAAGGAAGGUGGAUGCCACCUGGGUGGUCCUCUUGCUAGAGAUGGGAAGAAGUGGUUCUUCCUGGGAUCAAAAGGGAUAGUAGUGGUAGGGCCAGAUCCGGUCGCCACCACCAUUUUCCGUUGUCACCAUCUCUGUCAAUAGGCGGUAAGAAACGGAGGCGUUGAACUUGGCGGUGGGGACUGUACCCACCAAACCAAGAGGCGUCCGAAAAAGGGCUACCCCAGAAAAAGUGCAGCCCGAUAAUUUCAGACCGCCGAGCAAAUCUUAGCGGUAGGCCCUCCACGGCUCCUUCCCACACAUUUUAAGGCAGUCACUCUUUCCUCACAUUCUCCAACGAUAUCAUCAGGCGAUGGAGUCGAUUAGACGGACACCCACCUCCCUACUUUGAAUAAACGACUCUGUCUUCUAUAAAAUCCCGCCAACCAUCUUCUUUUGAUUAGGCAUUUGUUCGUUAUUGGGUGUUUUGGAGGUGGGAUUCCUAGCAAACAGGGAUGGGUGCCUUGGACGAGGGAUGUUUUGAGGUCGAUGUGGGGAACGAUGUGAAGCUAGGGAUCAUGAGUGUGUGUGAGGAUCUGGAUGACGGAGAAGAAGUGUUAGAGGAGGAUGGUGGGAUUGCUGUUAUUGAGGAUGCCGUGAAGGUGCUGCUUCAGGGUCUUGGUGAAGAUGUCAAUAGGGAGGGACUGAAGAAGACUCCCCUUCGCGUUGCGAAGGCGCUUUGCGAUGGGACCCGAGGUUAUAAACAAAAGGUGAAGGACAUAGUUGAUGGUGCCUUGUUUCCAGAAGCUGGUGUGGAUAGCAGAAUUGGCCAUGCAGGAGGAGCUGGUGGUCUUGUGGUUGUCCGUGGUCUUGACCUCUUCUCUUACUGUGAAUCAUGCUUGCUUCCUUUCAAGGUCCGUUGCCAUGUUGGUUACAUCCCAUCGGGACAACGAGUCGUAGGACUGAGCAAGCUGUCAAGGGUUUCAGAUGUCUUUGCCAGGAGGCUGCAAAAUCCCCACAGACUUGCUAAUGAAAUCUCGGCUGCAUUAUAUAACAGCAUCAGGCCAGCUGGUGUUGCUGUUUUCCUGCAGUGUUGGCAUAUUCAAUUUCCAGAAGAGGAAGAUGGACAUGCUCAGGUUUUCUCUUCAGAAGAGAUGCAUGGGUGGAAAGAAGUUCCCGUUCGUGCUGGUUCUGGUGUUUUUGAAGAUGAAAAGAGUAAUGUUUGGACUGAUUUUUCUGCGCUUUUGAAAUUCAAGGGUGUCAACAUAGAGAAAGCCCAAGUGAAGCAGCCCGUCUACCAGUCAUGGUGCAUCGCUGGGUCCAAGGAGUUGUGCAAUGGGCAUGGUGCCAAAAAUGGCUUCAAUUCGAGAAAUGCAACUAAGCCUGGUGGAACAAAUCAAUCAGCCAUGACUUCUGCAGCCAUUUCAAUACUCCAUGCACUUGGUGAAGAUCCUUCAAGGGCUGGGCUUGCAGGCACUCCACAUCGAUUUAUUCAGUGGCUGACAAAUUUUAAGCGAUCAAGCUUAGAGUUAAAGCCGAGCCUCUUUGGUAACCCAAAUUCGGGUUGGCAAAGUCAUAAUGGAAAUGGAAAAAUCAAGAAUCUUGGAAAUGGUUACAUGAGCAAUCUAUGUUCCGAGCUGAACUUGCCAUUCUGGUCACAGUGUGAGCACCAUCUGCUCCCUUUUCAGGGUGUGGUGCACAUUGGCUACAUAGCCGAUGAGGAGCAGGUAGUUGUAGAAAGGUCCUCCAUGCAGUCUCUGGUACAUUUCUAUGGAUACCACCUUCAAGUUCAAGAAAGGCUAACAAGACAGAUUGCAGAAAGUGUUUAUUCUGUCUUCAGUAGAGGGGUUAUUGUGGUCGUGGAAGCCAACCAUAUAUGCAUGAUUUCUAGAGGCAUUGAGAAGGUGGGGAGCAGCACUGCUACAAUUGCAGUGCUUGGUCACCUUGCUUCUGAUUCUGAAGCCAAAGCCAAGUUUCUUCAAACCGUUUCCAAGAGGUCCGCAUCAGGCAGUUAAAUUGCCCUCCACAAACCAAAGAAGGGAAUAUCUGGACUUUAUUCUCAUCAGAUAUUCGUCUGAGAUUUGCUGUUCCUGCUGCCCUUUUCCACCUUGUCAUGGCUAGAGAGGGGCACGGAAUGGCUUAGCAAAGUCUUCGCUUCAUUAUGUAGGCUUCUUUUGGAAAUCUGCCGGGCAAUUAAAUUCUUCUUUUCGGUGGGUAGUUCUCAUUUUAAUAUAUCAAUUCCAAGCGUAGUCAGUUAUUUAUUGGUUUCAGUUAACAUCUCAAUGGAUGAAGGAAACCUGGAAAAAAGCUUUGAAUCGGAA